UGGGAGCCCCGUCCCCGCAGGUUUCCCGAGUCAGCCGAGAUGGCGCAAUGGAAUCAGCUGCAGCAGCUGGACACGCGGUACCUGGAGCAGCUGCAUCAGCUCUAUAGCGACAGCUUCCCCAUGGAGCUCAGGCAGUUCCUGGCCCCCUGGAUCGAAAGCCAGGACUGGGCGUACGCUGCCAGCAAGGAGUCCCACGCCACGCUGGUGUUCCACAACCUGCUGGGGGAGAUCGAUCAGCAGUACAGCCGCUUCCUGCAGGAAUCCAACGUCCUCUACCAGCACAACCUGCGCAGGAUCAAACAGUUCCUGCAGAGCAGGUACCUGGAAAAGCCAAUGGAAAUCGCCCGGAUUGUGGCUCGGUGUCUCUGGGAAGAAACUCGCUUGCUCCAGACAGCUGCAACCGCAGCCCAGCAAGGCGGGCAGGCGUCCCACCCCACGGCCGCCGUGGUGACGGAGAAGCAGCAGAUGCUGGAGCAGCAUCUACAGGACGUGAGGAAGCGGGUGCAGGACCUGGAGCAAAAGAUGAAGGUGGUGGAGAAUCUCCAGGACGACUUUGACUUCAACUACAAGACGCUGAAAAGCCAAGGAGAUAUGCAGGAUCUGAACGGAAACAAUCAGUCUGUGACGCGGCAAAAGAUGCAGCAGCUGGAACAGAUGCUGACCGCGCUGGACCAAAUGCGCAGAGGGAUUGUGAGCGAACUGGCCGGGCUGCUGUCGGCCAUGGAGUACGUGCAGAAGACGCUGGCAGACGAGGAACUGGCUGACUGGAAGAGAAGGCAGCAAAUCGCCUGUAUCGGGGGCCCUCCCAACAUCUGCCUGGAUCGCCUGGAAAACUGGAUCACCUCCCUCGCAGAGUCCCAGCUUCAGACACGGCAGCAGAUCAAGAAGCUAGAGGAGCUGCAGCAGAAAGUCUCCUACAAAGGAGACCCGAUCGUCCAGCACCGGCCCAUGUUGGAGGAGAGGAUCGUGGAGCUGUUCAGGAAUCUAAUGAAAAGCGCCUUCGUGGUGGAGAGGCAGCCCUGCAUGCCCAUGCACCCGGAUCGCCCCCUGGUCAUCAAAACCGGCGUGCAGUUCACCACCAAAGUCAGGUUACUCGUCAAGUUCCCUGAGCUGAACUACCAGCUGAAGAUUAAAGUUUGCAUUGACAAGGACUCUGGUGACGUUGCCGCGCUCCGGGGGUCCCGGAAGUUUAACAUCCUGGGAACGAACACCAAGGUCAUGAACAUGGAGGAGUCGAACAACGGCAGCCUGUCGGCGGAGUUCAAGCACCUGACGCUGCGGGAGCAGAGGUGCGGCAACGGGGGCAGAGCCAACUGCGACGCCUCCCUGAUCGUCACGGAGGAGCUGCACCUCAUCACCUUCGAGACCGAGGUCUAUCACCAGGGCCUGAAGAUCGACCUGGAGACCCACUCGCUGCCCGUCGUAGUCAUCUCCAACAUCUGCCAGAUGCCCAACGCCUGGGCGUCCAUCCUGUGGUACAACAUGCUGACAAACAACCCCAAGAACGUGAACUUCUUCACCAAGCCCCCGAUCGGCACGUGGGACCAGGUGGCCGAGGUUCUGAGCUGGCAGUUCUCCUCCACCACCAAGCGGGGGCUCAGCAUCGAACAGCUGACCACGCUGGCCGAGAAACUCCUAGGGCCAGGCGUCAACUACUCCGGCUGCCAGAUCACGUGGGCCAAGUUCUGCAAGGAAAACAUGGCCAGCAAAGGGUUUUCCUUCUGGGUCUGGCUGGACAACAUCAUCGACCUGGUGAAGAAAUACAUCCUGGCGCUGUGGAACGAAGGGUACAUCAUGGGGUUCAUCAGCAAGGAGCGGGAGCGCGCCAUCCUGAGCACCAAGCCGCCAGGCACCUUCCUGCUGCGGUUCAGCGAGAGCAGCAAGGAGGGGGGCAUCACCUUCACCUGGGUGGAGAAGGACAUCAGUGGGAAAACCCAGAUCCAGUCCGUGGAGCCGUACACCAAGCAGCAGCUCAACAGCAUGUCGUUUGCGGAAAUCAUCAUGGGCUACAAAAUCAUGGAUGCCACCAACAUCCUGGUCUCGCCCCUGGUCUACCUGUACCCAGACAUCCCCAAGGAGGAAGCCUUUGGCAAAUACUGUCGCCCGGAGAGCCAGGAGCACCCCGAAGCUACGGACUCAGGCACUGCGCCGUACCUGAAGACCAAGUUCAUCUGUGUCACCCCAACGACCUGCAGCAACACCAUCGACCUGCCCAUGUCCCCGCGCACGCUGGACUCGCUCAUGCAGUUUGGCAAUAACAGCGAGGGAGCGGAGGCCAAUGCAGGAGGCCAGUUUGAGUCUCUGACCUUCGACAUGGAGCUGACUCCGGAGUGUGCUGCCUCGCCCAUGUGAGGGCCACGCGCCCGGCUCCG
Molecule: messenger RNA, 2372 nt
Organism: Emys orbicularis (European pond turtle)
Lineage: Eukaryota; Metazoa; Chordata; Testudines; Emydidae
Gene: STAT3
Product: signal transducer and activator of transcription 3
Exons: 24
Coding region: 40-2352 (770 amino acids)
Biological process (GO): growth hormone receptor signaling pathway via JAK-STAT; cell surface receptor signaling pathway via JAK-STAT; leptin-mediated signaling pathway
Molecular function (GO): RNA polymerase II cis-regulatory region sequence-specific DNA binding; DNA-binding transcription factor activity, RNA polymerase II-specific
Source: RefSeq, a predicted model, not a curated record